This is a messenger RNA of Uranotaenia lowii, 2310 nucleotides long. It is a transcript of the gene RabX4, whose product is annotated as ras-related protein Rab-8A. The record is from RefSeq and is a predicted model, not a curated record. Gene Ontology annotation, molecular function: GTPase activity; GTP binding. The transcript is spliced from 5 exons. Lineage: Eukaryota; Metazoa; Arthropoda; Insecta; Diptera; Culicidae. The coding region runs from base 826 to 1485 and encodes 219 amino acids.
UUUGUUGAAUCAUACCGAGCGCUUCGGGAAUUUACCCCAGUAGUGGAACAGCGUUCGUCGCGCGAAUCGGAAAAAUUUCGUCUGGACUGGAAAAAUUUGCCCGGGUGAUUUUCUUUACGAAUUAGAUGGUGGGUGUUUUCAGUUUUUGCUUGUGAAUAAUUGUGGCAGAAAUCAAGGAAAAAUUGAAAGGAUACAGCCUGGCUGGAUGUAUAAUUUUGUGGUGUGAUUGAAGUUUUUUUUUCGGAAUAUGAUCUGGUGAUGAAUCAUCCUUCGUUUGUGGAGUAAGGAUAUUCUAUUUUGGCUCGAGAACACCCCACAGCCUCCACAUCUUCUUAGACAAAACGUCAAACAGGAAGUCUACCGAACGGGGAAAAUGUAAGCAAAGCAAUUAGUGGAUGUAGGCAACUGUGAAUUAUUGAUGGAGAAUUGGGUGAAAUUUCACGGUGUUUGAUAUAAAGUCGGGACAAAAAAGCUUUCGGAAGCUUUAAAAGGGAACAGGCCAUUUUUAAGGUUGUUUUGAAGAAGGAAGCCCCAUAGAUAAUCGAUUUUGCAUUUACUCGUUUCGGGAAGCGAAAAAGCAGGGCAGCGAGGCAGUAGCGUCGAAAGAGUGCUAGUUUUCUAUUAUUCAGUUUGCUAUUACUGGAAAAGAACGGAAACAAAGCACCAACAAAAAAAAAAUCAUCUCAUCUCAGCAUCAUUUCUGGUAACAUCCUUUCGCGGCAUAGUUCGAGGAAACCCUUGUAGCAGACAUCGAGACAACAAACAAGCAGCAAGGACAAACAGCAAGUUCACAGCAGUCCCGAAACGAAGGAGUCGAAUAAAAGGAUGGCACUGGAUUUCGCUGCCACCUACAAAGUGCUGGUGCUCGGUGAUUCGAACGUCGGCAAAACAUGCAUCGUACAUCGAUACUGUGACGAGCGAUAUUAUGACACGUACAUCUCCACCAUCGGAAUCGAUUUUAAGCAGAAGCUCAUCAACCUGGACGGGGUGCCCAUCAAGCUGCAGAUUUGGGACACAGCCGGCCAGGAACGGUUCCGAACGUUGACCACGGCCUAUUAUCGGGGCGCGAUGGGCAUCCUGCUCAUGUAUGACGUCACCAGUUUGGAGUCCUUCAACAACCUGUCCUACUGGCUGAGGAACAUCCAGGAGAAUGCUUCGCCGGAUGUGGUCAAGGUUCUGGCGGGCAACAAGUGCGAAUGCAAUCCUCCACAGCGAGCGGUGGAAAAGGACCGGGGUGAUAAAAUUGCAGAAAACUUCGAUAUGCCAUUCUUCGAGGUGUCCUGCAAGCAAAACAUCAACAUCGAAGAAGCGUUCCUAACGUUGGCAAGGAAAAUUCGCGAACAACGAGAACACCGGGGAGAAAAUUUCGACGACGGUGACCGCCAGAAGGGGCUCCAGGAUAUGAUCAAGAAUGGGCCGGGUUCUAACGGGCUGGGGCCAUUCACGUUAGGCAGUGGAGGCGAGGGAGGCCGAUGUUCCUGUUAAUUUGGGUCUCUGAUUUCUGUGGAUGUACUAGUGACGAAUUUCAAUCGGCGAUACGAAGUAAAAAAAAAAUGAGUGGUACAGAGUUGACAAAAAGACUUGAACUAUUUCCAUUUUGUUUGUUUUUGUUUUUCUGUAUUAAGAUGGCUCUCAUUGUAAUCAACCUUAUCAAUAUUCUAUUUAAGUUAAGUUUACAUUUUGAAUCAACCGUUUGAACGAGAAAAGGAGGAAAGGAAAAAUAGCACAAAAUAUUCCACACCUGGAAUGAUUACAAGCUGGUAGAAAGUUAGUUCAAGGUGUGAUACUAUUUGAGGAGUACCCAUAUCAAAAUAACUAGAACAACAUAUGUUAAGUGCUAAAAGAGGAAAAUAAAACAUACGAAUUCUUGCGUCUUUAUUCGCAUCAACUGGUCUCAACUGUUCCAUUGUCAAGCGUUCAAUGAAUUUGUUAUUGAUUUAACUCUUCAUUACUUCCGAUUUGAACUUUUUCAGUGCAUCAAUAAGUGUCUAUCGAGUAAGCUAGUAACACACAUCGUAUAACAUAGAAAAUUAAUGCGAAAUUUAGCAUGAAUUUACCGAUAUUACUUAAAUAGAAAGUAACAAAAAUAUUUAAAACUGACUGUCUUUCAGCGGCCGCAUUUGUUCGCUUGUUGAUUGAUAAAAUACUGUACGACACGAAAAACGCCUUGUUAAAAAGCAUAAAAUCACUUUCUGUUCGAGUGUUGAGGAAGAUCUUUUUCCUUUGAUUCAUCAUACUCAUAACGUUUUUAAUACGUUCAAAGCAACAAAUAAAGCAUUAGUACUAUUUUUUUUAUCUCAAAAACUACAU